CAAGCGUUUAUGAUGCAAGCGGGGAGAUCGCUCCGCCCUUAGGCAGCGUUCAGGCAGCUCCAGGCAAGCAGGGCUGCGCUAGCAGCGGGGCGGGCAGGCAGCAACAGACCCACUUCGAGUAGAGGAAGUCUCGUGAGUCCGUGUCAUUCAGCGACCCAUCGAACGCGUCCGCCUGGCCUCCUCGCGUCCCCUCCCACAUCCCACAUCCCAACUCCAGGUGUCACGUCAUCAGUGCCGCCUUUGCCUCCAUGUCCAGGAUCGACCAGCUCAACAUCCGCGGCAUCCGCUCCUUUGGGGUCGGCAGCGCCGAGAAUGUCAAAUUUCACACCCCGCUCACCCUCAUCGUCGGCGAGAACGGCUGCGGAAAGACGACCAUAAUCGAAUGUCUCAAAUAUGCCACCACAGGCGAGCAGCCGCCCAACAGCAAGGGCGGCGCCUUCAUCCACGACCCCAAGAUCGACGGCGAGUCCCAGACCAAGGCCCAGGUCAAGCUCCAGUUCUUCUCUACCAUCGGCGAAAAGCUGGUCGUCACCCGGAGCAUGUCCCUCACCUGGGCCAAGAAGAAGGCCACUGCAAAAACCCUCGACGGCACUCUGAAGAUCUACAAUGGGCCCGACACCGUGUCACUCUCCAAGAAGAAUGCCGACCUCGACAGGAUGAUCCCCGACAAGAUGGGCGUGCCCUCCGCCAUCCUUGAGUCUGUCAUCUUCUGCCACCAAGAAGACUCGCUCUGGCCCCUGAGUGAACCGUCCGUGCUCAAGAAGAAGUUUGACGAGCUCUUUGAGGCCGUCAAGUACACCAAGGCCAUUGACGCCCUCAAGGUCCUUCGCAAGAAGCACGGCGACGACCUUCGCGUGUACCGGACCAAUGAGGCCGAUGCGAAGCGCUAUAAGGAGAAGGGAGAGAGUCUGGAGAAGGAAAUCCGCAAGCUGAGGGCUGAGCUCGAGGAUCUCAACGCCCAGUACGACACUGCGAUCAAGGAUAUGAACGCAGUCGGAAGGCAGGAGAAGGCGAAGCGGGAGGAGGCCAUGAGCUUCUUGAGUGUUGUGACUGACCUUAGAAAUAAGGUCGACCUGUACGAGACGCGAAAGCAGAUUGCCGAGGAACUGAAGGAGUCCAUUGAUCGCAUGUCGGAGCCCGAUGAGGAGCUUGAGGCCAUGCUGUCCGAGUACAAAGACAAGGUCAAGCAGAUGGAGCAGGAACGCGAGGAUUUGACUGCACAGUACAACAAUCUCCAUCAGGAGAUCGUUUCGUCGCGAAAGUCCCUGGCAGAGAAGCACACCGAGCGAGGAAAGCACGCAUCAGAUCAGGAGCACCACGAACGACAACUGACAGCCAGACUCAGCAUGAUCCAUGAGGCGGCCCAGCAGCACGAGAUUCGUGGCUAUGAUGGGGAUCUGACAGACACCAAAGUCCAUGGCUUCGAGGCGCGCAUCGAGAGUAUCCUGACCAACAAGAAGCGAGAGCUCGCAGAGCUGAAUCAGACACAGGAGAGGCUAAAGAACCAACAUGAUAGUCAAAUCUCGAAGCUCGGGGCUCGGAGGGAGUACCUGGUCACAAACCGAGCCGGCACCCUAAAGCGCAUCAAGGAGCUUGGUGAGCGGUCGGCAAGACUCCAGCGCGACGCGAACGACCUAGACGUUGACGAGGGCGCUCGGGCGGUCCUUGAGGCGCAAGCGACACAGCUAGAGGAAAAGCUCCGGGGCGAGCAGGAGGGCUUGAAAGAGGCCGACCUGGAUAGCCAGAUCAAUAAAGAGACUGAUCAACUCAACCAGCUGGAGAGCCAGGUUGCGAGGCUCAACAGCGAGCUUGUGCAGUGCAGCCACCUGGCCUCGGAGCGUGCCCAGCUGGACCUCAGGAAGAAGGAAGCCAAGGACCAAGGCCUUUACCUCCACUCGGUCACGGAAACCUGGGCGGAGAAGCUCUCUGCCCUCACCGGGGCCCCGCUGGACCCCAGCACGAUCGGCGCUAGCUAUCAGGAGGUCCUUGAUCAGCGCCACUCGGAUGUUGCUGCCAAGAGGAAGCUUGUCGACAGCACACAUCAGGAGCAAAAGCAGUUCGACAUGAAGCUCUCGGUGGCUCGCGACGAAGAGCGCGCAUUAACCAAGGAAUUGGAGCGCUGUGAGGCGGUCGCGCGAAAGGCCCUGUCCCAAGUCAAGAGGGAAGACGAGCCAGAGCCACAGAUCGAGAGCUUCCUCGCCACCCUUACUGCCACCGAAGAGGAUCUGAGCACUACCGAAACGGAUAUUGCCCUUUUUGAUGCCCUCCUCAAGCAUUACGGCGCCGCCGACAAGAAGUUGAAUGAAGACAACAAGUGCUCACUCUGUGAACGCACAUUCGGCGAACGGGACGGACUCGCCAAGUCGAAGCUGAUGAGGAAGAUCGCCAAGCAUCUGGAUCCUGCCGAGAAGAACAUACUGAAGGAAGAGAAGGUGGUCUUAUCCAGGAAUGUGGUGAUUCUUAAAAAUGCGCGCAAGUCCUAUGAAGCAUACCAAAGGGCCCAAGAGAGUCUACCUGGCGCUCAGGACAAAAUCAAGGACUUGGAGUCCAGCAAGGACGCCGUCGUCAAGGACCUAGAAGCCCAUGACGCUGCGCUGCGAGACGCCGAAGAGAAAUUGCGGGAAGUCGAGUCCAUGGCCAAGGCGGUUAGGAGUAUCACGGACGCCCAAGCGCGUAUUCGUGAGACAGAGAAGGAGAUCGAGCGGCUCUCGUCGCAGCAGAGCUCCAUUAGCGCGGUGCGAAGCGCACAGGAGAUCCAGGACGAUCUUGUCGACUGCUCUGAGCGGACGCGUGCUCUGAGCAACAAGAUAUCAAAACUGAGCGCCGAUCGGCAGAGGCGCAAGGACAUGGUGUCGCAACUGGAGCUCGACAAGAGCGGACUUCAGCGCAAGAUGUCAGAGUUCGAACAGAAGCUCGUCCGUAAACGCGACCUUGUGGCACAGAUGGAGACGCUCAAGAAGGACCGGGCCGAGCUGGCGGAGAAGAAGGAAGAGGACGGGAUCGAGCUUGAGCAGCUGGAGCCCAAGAUAGCCAAGGCCAAGGCACUACGCGAGCAGGAGGUGUCCGAAGGCUUCAUCAAAAUCCAGGCGGCCGACUCUCAGAGAUCGUCGAUUACUAGUACGGUUGAAAAGCUCAAAUCGAUCAGCGCCGAAAUCGAGAACUAUGUGGAGCGCGGGGGACCGGGCCUCCUAGCAGCAAGCGAGCUUUCGAUCAGGAACCUGGAGCAGGUCAUUGAGCGGACAGAGAAGGAGCUGAACAAACUGACGGCCAAGAUCAACAAGUUGCGCCAGGAGUUGGCGGAUAGCGGGCGCAAAGAGAAGAACAUCAAGGACAACCUCAAUUUCAACAAGACGCAGCGGGUGCUGGAGACACUGCAGCGCGAGAUUGGGCAGCUAGAGCGGCGCAACGCAGAAGAGGACUGGAACCGGAUCGACGCCGAGGCCAACGCGUUCAAGCACAAGCGCGACAUGUUGUCGGGGAAAUCGCACAGCCUCAUGGGCACUAUCAGCACCAAGGAGGAGGUGCUGCUGAGCAAUGAAGAGAUGUACGAGCAGGACUACAAGGACGCGCGAACAAAGUACCGCGAGGCGCACAUCAAGGUGGAGACGACCAAGGCGGCCAUCGAGGAUAUGGCCAGCUACGUGGCAGCACUGGAGCAGGCCAUCCUGUCGUUCCACAGCCUCAAGAUGGAGGAGGUGAACCGCAUCGCGGGCGAGCUGUGGCGGGCGACGUACCAGGGCACCGAUAUCGACACCAUCUCCAUCAAGUCCGAGGCCGAGGGCUCGAGCACCACGACGAGCACCUUGAGGCGCAGCUACAACUACCGGCUGUGCAUGGUCAAGGGCGACCUAGAAAUGGACAUGCGCGGGCGCUGCUCGGCGGGCCAGAAGGUGCUGGCCAGCAUCAUCAUCCGGCUCGCCCUGGCCGAGUCGUUCGGCGUCAGCUGCGGGCUCGUCGCCCUCGACGAGCCGACGACCAACCUGGACGAGGCCAACAUCCGCAGCCUCGCCGUGUCCCUGCACAGCAUCAUCCAGGCCCGCCAGGCCCAGGCCAACUUCCAGCUCAUCAUCAUCACGCACGACGAGGCCUUCCUGCGCGCCAUGCAGGUGUCGGACUUUUGCGACACCUUUUACCGCGUGCGCCGCGACGAGAUGCAGCGCAGCAGGAUAGUGACGGAGAACGUCUCCAUGCUGAUGACCUAGACAGAUGUCAGGAGAAGGGGAGAGGAGAGGCCGUGCUCGGGUUGGGGAAGAGAUGAUGGAUAUCACGAGGCGUGGAGUUUCCGGGAGCCUGGUGUUGGUUGUUUUGUGAUAUUUGGGAUUAUUGCCCUGUACCCGUUUGCUAUUUCUCGCCUCACAUACUCGGUGCUUAUAUAGUUGGGAAACUGGUAGGGUGCCUGUGCGUGUACCCACCAAUGUAAUGAGCCAAGCGCCUAAGAAAUUGAUAUACGCAAUGGCUGUGGCAGGCAUACUGGGAUAGGUGGAAUCGUAUCUACAGGACAUCUUGUGCUCUCUAGGGACAGGCCGCGAUGGAACAAACAAGAAAGCAGAUAAGUCGAUGCUCAAACUGAUGUGAGCAAACCGAUCCUAUACGCUAAAUAACACAAUUCCGUCGCGCAUUCUCGCUCUCUCGUUAUUAUGUCGACCAUGUAUGUAGC
Messenger RNA from Gaeumannomyces tritici R3-111a-1, 4657 nucleotides. RefSeq names its product DNA repair protein RAD50. Gene Ontology annotation, biological process: telomere maintenance via recombination; chromosome organization involved in meiotic cell cycle; double-strand break repair. Gene Ontology annotation, cellular component: condensed nuclear chromosome; Mre11 complex; nucleus. NCBI's taxonomy places the organism in Eukaryota, Fungi, Ascomycota, Sordariomycetes, Magnaporthales, Magnaporthaceae. Gene Ontology annotation, molecular function: single-stranded telomeric DNA binding; G-quadruplex DNA binding; ATP hydrolysis activity. Bases 249 to 4202 code for a protein of 1317 amino acids. The record is from RefSeq and is a predicted model, not a curated record. The transcript has a single exon.